GUGUUGACAUUCGAUUUUAUCCUUUCGAAUCCCUAGAAAUCGAGAAAAACAAUCUGUCCGCCGCCGCAAGCAGUCUGAUUCCCGGUAACGUCGCGGGCUGAUGCGAUUAUAUUAUCAAAAUUAUUUUGGGUUGUGCAGGUUCCGGUGAUAAUUCUCCUUCUUCGGAAUUGCGUGCGUUUGGGGAGGGAUUGGCGGGUGGAUGGAAGGGAAUUCGGGAGGCGGUGGCGGGAGUGAUGUCGAAUUGCUAUGUAAAACAUUGCAGGUAGAGCACAAAUUGUUCUACUUUGACCUGAAGGAGAAUCCGCGGGGGCGCUAUCUGAAGAUCUCGGAGAAGACUUCGGCGACUAGAUCAACCAUCAUAGUACCCUCGAACGGCAUCGCGUGGUUCCUCGAUCUCUUCAAUUACUUUGUGAAUUCGGACGAGCAAGAUAUAUUGAGCAAGGAACUCAUGCUCGACGCUAAGGUGUUUUACUUUGAUGUUGGGGAGAAUCGAAGGGGGCGAUUCCUGAAAAUAUCGGAAGCUUCGGUGAAUCGAAACCGCAGCACGAUCAUUGUCCCCGCCGGAAGCGGCCGGGACGAAGGUUGGGCUGCCUUCAGGAACAUUCUGGCUGAAAUCAACGAAGCGUCGGGGCUCUUCAUUCUGUCCAAUCAGCAGAAUUCAGAAGCACCGGAACGAAUCGUCGGCCUUUCUGAUGAUGUUGGGGCUGGUUUCAUAUCCAGCCAUGGCUCUCAGCCAGUGGCUCCGGCAGCCGAAUUGAAUGUCGAUCGCUCUUCUGAUCUGCCGCCGUCUGAUGAAAUGAGUGGUAAUUUGGGAGUUUCGAAAGUGAUUAGGGCUGAUCAGAAGAAGUUCUUCUUUGACCUUGGCAACAACAACAGAGGACAUUUCCUGCGGAUAUCUGAGGUCACAGGCUCCGACCGCUCCUCCAUCAUUCUCCCAUUAUCUGGCCUGAAGCAGUUCUAUGAAAUGGUGGGCCACUUUGUGGAGAUCACCAAAGACCGAAUUGAGGUGAUGACCGGUGCCAAUGUUCGGACAGUGGACCCUCCUCAGAGGUGAAAGUGAAUGUGGAUGGGAUUGAUGGUCUGCAGUCAAUUCUGCUAUGAGUCUCAAUCAAAAUUGUGAUGUGUGGCACUAUUUAUUGUGGCUGAUUGAUUGGGUAUUGCAUCUGUGUGCUGCUUGUCAAGUGCUUUGCUUUACUUGCUUUAAUUCUAAUUGUCCUAAUAAGUUUGUUGUCUUCUUGUUUGGUUCUGGAUAGAACAAUAUAUAUAUAUAUACAUAAAUAAAUGAAUACUUGUGUUUAUGUGCUGAAACAUAGCAUUCACAUUUAGGGUUCUUGUUCACAGCCAAAUAGGGUGUUUUCUGCUUGAGGUGAAGUCCUCUGGAUCUUCUUCUGUAUAGUCUGCCAAAAGGAUAUUGGUGCUGUGAUCUGUGCUUUGAUUUGUUUAAAAACUAGGGAUUCUUAUUCACUUGAGUGUAUAAACCUUCUACAAACUCUUCCAUUUUAAAAUAAACUUGAGGUGAGAUGUUUGUUAAGCA
This is a messenger RNA of Andrographis paniculata, 1534 nucleotides long. Its product is annotated as transcription factor Pur-alpha 1. Gene Ontology annotation, biological process: regulation of transcription by RNA polymerase II. NCBI's taxonomy places the organism in Eukaryota, Viridiplantae, Streptophyta, Magnoliopsida, Lamiales, Acanthaceae. The record is from RefSeq and is a predicted model, not a curated record. Gene Ontology annotation, molecular function: purine-rich negative regulatory element binding; DNA-binding transcription factor activity, RNA polymerase II-specific; RNA polymerase II transcription regulatory region sequence-specific DNA binding. The transcript has a single exon. Gene Ontology annotation, cellular component: nucleus. Bases 200 to 1054 code for a protein of 284 amino acids.